Molecule: messenger RNA, 537 nt
Organism: Alternaria hordeiaustralica
Lineage: Eukaryota; Fungi; Ascomycota; Dothideomycetes; Pleosporales; Pleosporaceae
Exons: 1
Coding region: 1-537 (178 amino acids)
Source: RefSeq, a predicted model, not a curated record
AUGUUCGUCGCAGCGGAGUGGGCAAGCUACGUCAAAACACGGAAAUCACUCCGCGUUACAUCGCCCACUGGCUUCCAACGCGACUCGUACUGGCUCAACGUACCCUUCCGCUACGCUGUUCCCAUGACCAUCAUGUCAGGUCUCUUCCACUGGCUCGCGUCACAAAGCAUAUUCAAAGUACAAAUCUCCAUCACAGACAUGCACACGCGCAAAGCCGCUAGCGAAGUCUCAACUUGUGGCUAUUCCCCUGUCGCUAUCAUCCUGACCACGGUCGUUGGUUUCACCAUCGCAGCUGGCGGUCUCGUCAUCAGCAGGUUCUGGUAUCCAGCUGGUAUACCUCUGGCUAGUAGCUGUUCUGCUGCUAUUAGCGCGGCGUGUCAUGCGCCGCCAGAAGAUGUGAGCGCCAGUCUUUUACCGGUACAGUGGGGUGCUGUUACACAUGGUAAAGUGGGCGAGGGUGGGGAGGAGCCGAUCGGCCAUUGCUGUUUUACGAGCUUCCCGGUUGAGAUGCCUAUUCCGGGGCGGUUGUACGCAUGA